AUGUAUUUAAAUGGUGAAUUGAAUAAAAUGAUUCAAAGAAAAACUUACUGUCCUAAAGAUAGUGAUUUCAAUGACUAUUUUGCACAUCAAGUCGGUUCUGGAUUCGGUGACAUUAGAAUAGUCAGAGGUCCUAGGUAUCAAAGAGGGUAUGGCUUCGGUAGCUUCUUCUCUCGCUUAGCUAUGCCUGUUAUAAGGUAUUUAGGCAAAGAAGCUCUGAAUAAAGGAGUCAGUAUCGGUAAGCGUGUAGUUCAAGACCCUCAAAUUCAACAAGCUUUCAAAGAUAGUGUUAAAGAUUUGGCAAAUAAAGGACUAGCUAAAAUUAAGGAAAAGGUUGUAACACAAGAAGGAAGUGGACGAAAAAGAUUAUAUAAAAGGAGGCAAAAGUCUAAACCUCAAAAAUCUUUGCGUAAAGUGAAGAAGCACACUCUGAAAAGAACUGUCAUUGAAAGUAUCUAUGACACAGAAUACAGACCGAUAGGAUCGAUUGCGAAAGCUAAUGUAUUUGAAUUCAUAGUGCCAGCUUCGGAACACUACACUGACCUCUCUGCAACGUAUUUGUAUGCAAAAAUGAAGAUUGACGUACCCACAGGAAAAAGUGUUACACCCACAAACAAUUUUGCUGCCUCACUAUUUGAGCAACUUGAUGUUUAUUUUGGGAGUGUAAACGUCACACCUGGAAAUAGUUUAUACCACUAUCAGUCAUACAUUGAUGACAUAUUUUUCAAGUAUAAAUCACCCCUUGAUGAUUGUCAAAUGAUUAAUGAUACGGAUUCUGCAAGAUCUGAUAGAAUCAAAGAUAAAAAAGAGUUUGACAUUAUAAUACCUAUUCACGCUCCAAUGUUUCAACAAGAAAAAUUUUUGAUUGAUAAUGUGCCCAUCUCGUUACGAUUCAAAUGUGCACCGCAGACUUUUGGAUUGAACAGCGCAACAGAAGUAACUCCGCUGAGUGUAGAGUUUACACAGCUUUCUCUUUUCAUAAGGCGAGUUAAAUUGUAUGCUCCAGUACAAAUGGCAAUCACUUCACAAUUGGAAAAGAGUCCGGCAAAGUAUUACUUUCAAAGGAAUGAAGUCAAAUCAUUUCAUCUACCAAAAGACUUUGCUGCAAAUAGCAUUGACAAUGUAUACAAUGGACAGUUACCACGCAAAAUUAUUGUUGGUUUUGUUUCUGAUGAUGCAUUUAAUGCGAAAUUGACAAAAGACUCAUUCAAUUUUGAACAUAAAAAUCUGCAAAGCGCUACGAUUGUCGUAAAUGGAACUAAAAUACCGAGUACACCUUAUCAGCCUGAUUUCAAAAAUAAAUUAUUCAUGAGAGAAUACUUUAAUGUUUUCCGCUCCAUGAAUCAAGAUAAUGGAAUACCUAAAAUCAAUCUAAAAUAUCAAAAUUAUUCUGAUAAAUAUCCACUUCUUGUUUUUGAUUUAACCGAUGAUGGUACUCUCGCAAGUGAUUCAGGUGUAUUAUCUAUGAUCAAGAGAGGCAAUGUUCGUAUGGAUAUUCAAUUUUCUUCUGCUCUUAGUGAAGGGAUGCAUAUGCUGGUGUUUGCUAUAUAUGAUAGCGUUCUACAAAUUGAUGCAGCACGUAAUAUUGUCACGGACUACUGA
Tetranychus urticae (two-spotted spider mite) is the source of this 1599-nucleotide messenger RNA. The record is from RefSeq and is a predicted model, not a curated record. NCBI's taxonomy places the organism in Eukaryota, Metazoa, Arthropoda, Arachnida, Trombidiformes, Tetranychidae.